AUAAUAAUCUGUAAGGUAACUAACAAGGCAAAUUUGGGAAUAAAUGAAUCCUGCUUCUUUUCCCUUUUUGUAAAUCUGAAUUUAAAAAAAUAAAUAAAAUCUUUUAAAUUUUUAAGAAAAAAAUCUCAUGUUUAUUGAUUUCUUUUUCAACCUUAAGAAAUAUACAUAGCCCCGCAUUGUCUUGUAGAAAUGCUGUGAUGCGGAUUAUUAGAUGUAACCCCAACCUAUACAGUGACGUCAAAUGUUUAUAUUGUUAUAUUGUUAUAAAUGUUAUUAUAGAAAAAUAAAGCCAUAUGAGUAUUUUGCGUUUGUGUUUCACGUUUUUAAAAUCGGCAUAGGGUCACAAAUAAAUCUUCUCUCGCCAAAUGUUGAACUGAAAACAACAAUUUUAGUCUGAGGUGCACAUGUUUUAGUUUGUCAGUCAGUUAGUAUUUCUUCAAGCGGAGAAAAAAAAAGACAAUACACGGACUUUGGCAGAUGUGGUAGAUGCUGGUACAGCCGGGAAAAAAAGGCAAAAUAAAAAAGAAUGUAAUUAGUAUAGUUGUAAUUUGAGGUCCACGAGUUGUUUCAGCGUUCAACUUUCUUAAAUACCGUGGUGGUUAAAAUGUGUUUUGGUGAGCAGCAAUAGUAGCCUGCUUACGUGUCCUAUAAAGUAGCUCGUAAAAUAAGGUUUCCAAAAACAUACUGCACCGUUUUGGAUAACCAAGAAUGUGUUUUAACAGCAGCAGGAGGGUAACAUAGUGUAAAAUAUUCUUUUAUUCACUCAUUCAUAUUUUCCGUCUCACAGAUAACAGAUCAAACUCAUAUCUUUAUAAUUCUUAGCUUUAAAACUAGAGGUUGUUAUAGGAGAGCGGGUGAGUAUUUAAUGACCAAAGGGAUUGAUUUAUCCUUUAUUGUUCAGCCUUUAUGAUCACGUGUGUCUGCUAUCCAAUGGCAUGGCAGCCUGACUCUCCAUUACAAGCCCACUGUAGUUCUCUGUGGGGCCAAGUUGCUACUUGAUUUCUCCACAUUGUUAUUUUGUGAGGCUGGGUUUACUGCGUGUGUGUGUGUAUGUGUGGCGUGUGUGUGCGCGUUUUACUUUUGCAUGUAUCUGUUUGUAUGACUGGGUACAUGUGAACGUCUAAUUUUUCUGCCAUGUCGACAUCCGGAACACUGACUAGUUACUACGUCGAUUCCCUCAUUCUGCCCGAGAGCGAGGAGCUCUCUGUGCCGAGAUAUCCCUCCGGUCCUGGGCUCCAGCACGCCAGACAGUCCGCCUCCAUCAGUGACCACAGCGAGCUCGGGACCUGCACCUUCCCUUCCAAACCUCCGGUAUUUGGGCCGUCAUGGAGCCACGUUCCUGCUCAGUUCCCAGGCACCGUCUCCUCCGUGUAUCAUCACCACUAUGGGCAUCCCCAAGGUCCGGUGGGUGCAGAUACAGAUGGCCGCUAUCAAUCGUGGCUACUGGAGCCCAUGUCCGGUUCUCUACCCAUGGCCGGAUUACCGACGACCCAUCACUACGGAAUCAAACCGGAGGGUCUGGGGACGCGAGCUGACGGCGCUCUGCCUGGCUCCCACACAGCUCUGCUGCUCUCUGAUUACGCCAACGGGACGGUGGCGACGGCAUCACCGGUGGAAAAGGACGCACUGUCCAGCCAGCCAGGAGACCUGAGCGGGGAAACUGAGGAGAAACCGGGCCUUGAUCCAAAUAACCCAGUGUCCAACUGGCUCCACGCGAGUGCCACGAGAAAAAAACGCUGUCCGUACACGAAGCACCAGAUCCUGGAGCUGGAGAAAGAGUUCCUCUUUAACACCUACCUGACCAGGGACCGUAGGUACGAGGUGGCGAGGCUGUUAAACCUCACUGAGAGACAGGUUAAAAUCUGGUUCCAGAACCGCAGGAUGAAGAUGAAGAAGUUUAAUAAAGACGGCGCACCGAAAGACGAGUGACUGAGCCGUAGAUAUACAGUAUUUAGGCUGUUAGCGAGCUUUGUGUGUGGAAGCUCUUAACCCUGCUGGACCUUGUUUUUAAACUUCCUUGUCUUAUUGUUCUAUAUAACAGAAGCUAUUAGGCUUAUUUGUCUUGUAUAAAAAAGCAUGUUGGGCUUCAGUUUGAUGCGACUACCUUUAUAUUGCACAAUUUUAACAGUGCCCACUCGUUUUUUUAAAUUAGUUUUUUUUUUUUUCUUAUGUUGAUUCAAAAUAAUACCUCGUUCUGUGUAUUAGUUGGCCUGGUCCCUGUGCUUGUUUGUGUAUGGAUGUUUCUAGCUGUGUGUGUUCUGGUUUGUAGCUCUAUUUGUUGUCUAUCUCAGAGUCACCUGAGCGUAUAGUUUGUAAAAUGUAUUAAUUUUUAUUGUUGUUUCUCCCUUACUGCUAGAACUAUGACUGAUGACCAUGAGUUUGAAUCUAACAUUGGAACCGUAGCAAACAGACUGCUCGCAUUUUGAAGUAGGUGCAUACACCUCACAAACCUCUUGAAAAUGCAAAAAGUACAAAAUUAAAAAUAUGUUAUAGAAGCUAUAUUACAUAACACGAUUGACUACCUAUGUCUUUCAACUACCUACAAUAACCUAUUUUUUUCCUCGAUGGCGGAUUAUAGUAGAUUUGCUUGCAUUAGAUGCUGAACUAUGAAUUUCAGGGAGUAACAUUUUGAAAGUACAUAAUGUUUGUUAGUGAGAGAAAAUUAAAUAAAAACACUGUAGGCUACUUAUUGAAUACCUCACGGUCUGAUGACCGUCUGACCUUUGGUUCACAAAUGUAAUUUGUACUUUAUUUAUUAAAUAAAACAAAUUAUAUCUGCGAAUGCAUGCACGUAACGUUCUUAUUUCAUUCUGGCCUCACAUCGAAGUAAAUCAUUCUGUUUUUAGAAUAUCUUAAUUCACCAAAUCUUGCUGCACAAAAACUCUUUAUUGGUGUUUCUUUGCGCUGGAAAAAAAACAAUUGUGAAGGUUAUUGCUGUCAACCAGCUCUGAACACACACACACACACACACACACACACACACACACAGAUAUAGAGAAAAAAAAAACAAAGAUAUUUGAAUACUUGUGCUAGUAAAAGUCAACAAAUUGUAGUUCAUGUAUUUCAAUUUAAAGACAACACACCCCAAUUAAAGCGCACACGUUUAAGUGAAAAUCUGUGUGUGUGUUUCUGGAUUGGGGACAGAGCUGCGUCUUGGCAGAGGAUGUUGUUAGCUGUAUACAGCCAUAAAAGACAAUUACCGCUAUAACCUUUUAUGGGGUGCAAAGCGCUGCGAGGCGAGAGGACACAAAACAAAAAAAAAAAA
This is a messenger RNA of Larimichthys crocea (large yellow croaker), 3265 nucleotides long. RefSeq names its product homeobox A9a (gene hoxa9a). Gene Ontology annotation, biological process: embryonic skeletal system morphogenesis; proximal/distal pattern formation; DNA-templated transcription. The record is from RefSeq and is a predicted model, not a curated record. Gene Ontology annotation, cellular component: nucleus. The coding region runs from base 1135 to 1929 and encodes 264 amino acids. Gene Ontology annotation, molecular function: RNA polymerase II cis-regulatory region sequence-specific DNA binding; DNA-binding transcription factor activity, RNA polymerase II-specific. The transcript is spliced from 2 exons. NCBI's taxonomy places the organism in Eukaryota, Metazoa, Chordata, Actinopteri, Sciaenidae.